This is a messenger RNA of Myripristis murdjan (pinecone soldierfish), 1378 nucleotides long. RefSeq names its product mitochondrial ribosomal protein L44 (gene mrpl44). NCBI's taxonomy places the organism in Eukaryota, Metazoa, Chordata, Actinopteri, Holocentriformes, Holocentridae. The record is from RefSeq and is a predicted model, not a curated record. Gene Ontology annotation, biological process: RNA processing; mitochondrial translational elongation. Gene Ontology annotation, molecular function: double-stranded RNA binding; ribonuclease III activity. Gene Ontology annotation, cellular component: nucleus; mitochondrial large ribosomal subunit; microprocessor complex. The coding region runs from base 60 to 1055 and encodes 331 amino acids. The transcript has 4 exons.
UUCCGUGACGGAACCUUUUCACCGUGACACUCGCUGCUGUCAGUGAGCAGUGAGCCGUUAUGGCGUCCCGCUGCUUGGUAAAUCGUGGUGCGCUAACAUUGGGACUUCACUACCAGCGUAUGUGUGGAAAUGUCUCAUUCACGCAGAUUAGAGAGAAGAAGCGCUGGAUGAAGGCGUACACAUUGCUCAUGGCCAGGAAGUUAAAGAUUGAAGGACCUCCACCGCCGAAGCCACGCUCUCAGAAGCCUAACUGGGAUUACCAUGCCGAGGUUAAGGCUUUCAGCGCCCGUCUUCACGAGAACUUCUCCUUGGAGCUGCUGAAGACAGCCUUUGUCAGUCCCUGCUACCUCAAGUCAGAGCAAGAGAGGAGACAGGAGUUGGGCAUGAACUCUGAGACCACAGCUCUUGUUCUGACAGAUAAUGCUCAGUUGGGUACACAGGGGGCGGGCUUUGUUAGGAGCUUCCUGACUGACUGGUGCAGAGCCAGCUUCCCCAGCCUGCCCAGUGAGGGUGUAGCAGCUGUUGUAGGGCACCUCAGCGGCUCAGCAGUCGUGUGCCACGUAGCAAAGAACCUCGGCAUUGAAGAUCUAACCAUGAGUGCAGAGUUCCCCGUCCCCGAUGAUGUGCUCCAUUCCACAUUUAUGGCUGUGAUUGGAGCGUUACAAGAGAGCAGCGGAGCAGAGCGAGCAGGAUUCUUUCUCAGGGAUUUUCUGGUCACUCAGCUGAUAGGGAAGGAUCUUUUUGACAUGUGGACGGUGGUCGACCCGAUGGGACUUCUGAUGGAGGAGCUUAAACAGCGAAACCUUCCUGCUCCAGAGCCCCGCCUCAUCAGGUCAGCUGGGGCCAGCACUGUUCUGCCGCUCUACUUCGUUGGCCUGUACAGCGAUAAGAAGUUUCUGGCUCAGGGUCCAGGAGAGACGCUCCUGGCAGCAGAGGAAGAAGCUGCUCGCGUUGCGCUGCGGAAACUCUACGGCUUCACUGAAAACCGCAGACCUUCUGACUUCUCCCCACAGCAGUAUCAGCCACAACGCCUUCAGUCCAUCAGCAGCGCUUAAUGAACACAGGACUCCUGUCCAGCAGCGGUGAGCCAUUUGAAGAGGGUGCAAGUGACGGGAGUGGCAUGCAUCGACCUUGUUAACACGAAAUAUGUGAUACAUCUCCCUUGUGAAUAGCAGAUUUUAGGGAGAAAGUGAAGAACAUCAAGGUCACCAUCUUCAAUGUUAAACUAGCAAAUCACAGACUGUUCAACAUGGUAACUGUUGGGUCUGAUUCAUUGACCCUGGGGAUAUUAAUGUCCUUUGACCUAGACAGAGGGAGGGAAAAAAUAUGUUGUUUUUUCGUUUGUGUUUUCAUAAUAAAGUGUACAUGUUGCAAAAUC